Messenger RNA from Pseudogymnoascus destructans, 447 nucleotides. RefSeq lists its product as uncharacterized. The coding region runs from base 1 to 447 and encodes 148 amino acids. Lineage: Eukaryota; Fungi; Ascomycota; Leotiomycetes; Thelebolales; Thelebolaceae. The transcript has a single exon. The record is from RefSeq and is a predicted model, not a curated record.
AUGACCCUCUUUGCCUGGAAACCAAUCAAUACCGCCUCACCACCCCGCACCAUGGCGGGCCACCUCGACCGACGCCCUAACUCUCCGCCCCAACUCUCCGCGAUCCGUCUCCGCCUCCCGGCCUCCGCUGCCCUAACUCUCCACGCUACGUCUCCGCCUCCCGGCCUCCCGACUGACUUGACAUACGACGCGGCCAUCGCCGCCCUUAUGGAAGACCUUCCCACGCUGCCGUCUUCUGACGAUGAAGAAACUCUCUGCCGCCACUCCCGCACUCCUCUCUCCCCUCCACCCUCGCUACAACUCCGGGUCGGCGUGCCCUCUCCACCACCACUACCAUCCACGGCACCCCGACCCCUCACUCUCCUCCCACGAUGGCUCUCCGGAGCCAGAAGACACUCGCGGCGGCCGCCACAACUCUCCCGAGCUGGGAGAAUCUGCACCCUCUAG